UUCUUAUCUAUUCUUUCUUAUUGCUGGUGUUUAAAACAAAUGGAACAAACAACUCAGCUGUAGUGCACUUAUCUUCUUGAAAUCUAUGUGGAAUACUUUGCAGAAUUAAGCUCUCUGUGCUAUUAAACAAAGAAUCACUUUCAUACUUUUAAUCAUAAAAAUGUUUUAAAUAAGAAGUACACUUAUCAAAAAACUGGCAAACUGUGUUGCGUUUUGAUCUGCUACUCUCCAUAUGCUUUGGAGUGCAUCCAGGCUGGAGUUUUGCCAGAAGUGGUUUUCCAGUUCUGUUCCAGGGGAUGAAUGUCUCAUUAUUAUUCAAUGCACAUGACUUAAUAGAAGAUACCAGUGAUGGAAGUAGUCGACUCUGUAAUAUCUGUUUAAGCAAUACAAACACUUUUCUUCGUUCCAUGUUCCCUUGGUCACAUUUGAAACUCGAUGAAAGAGUGGAGUAGAAAGGAUAAAUUGUGUUUCCUGGUUUGGAGCACUUUCUUCCUUUUUCAUUAAUUUUGGAACUCUCAGUGCUUCUGUCACCCUGAAUGUGUUAUUGAAAGCUUCCUGGCAGUUUGUCAUGAUUCCAGAUGAAGUCUGUCUGUAUGUACUUCUCCCUAGCCUGCACCUGGGACUUCUUGCUCAGAGGUGCGUUCCAAUGCUCUGCAGACGGUAUGUGCAGAGUCUGCUGCAUGCGGUGCAUCCGCAGACACGUGACCCAGCGGGGCUCAGCAAGUCCUGUCCCUGCGGCGUUUGUACUGCACGUGCACAUCAGCUCCAACACUUCUGAGAUGGACCAAGUGCGUCUGCGCUCACGGACCAGUUCUGGGGAGGAAAUGGAAACCUGAUAGAGGGGAAGAAAUCAAAUGAUGAUUGGGCCUUUGUGGUACGUCUCUCCUACAUGCGGAUGAAGUACCUCUUUGUCUCGUGGCUGGUGGUGUUUGUUGGCAGCUGGGUCGUGUACGUUCAGUACUCCACCUACACAGAGCUGUGCAGAGGGCAUGACUGCAGGAAAAUCAUAUGUGAUAAAUACAAGACUGGAGUUAUUGAUGGGUCGGCAUGUAGCAGUCUUUGUGCUAAAGAAACACUGUAUUUUGGAAAAUGUUUGUCAACCAAGCCAAAUAACCAGAUAUAUUUAGGAAUCUGGGGAAAUCUGCAAGGUGUUAUAAAAUGCCAGAUGGAAAAAGCUGCUCAACUUGAUUUUGGUACUGACCCAGAGCCAAGGAAGGAAAUAGUACUGUUUGAUAAACCAACAAGAGGAACCACUGUUGAGAAAUUCAAAGAAAUGGUAUAUGGUCUUUUUAAGGCCAAAUUGGGUGAACAAGGAAAUCUUUCAGAACUGGUUAAUCUCAUCCUGUCUUUUGCUGAUGGAAACAAAGACGGCAGAGUUUCUCUGCCAGAGGCGAAAUCUGCUUGGGCACUUCUGCAGCUGGAUGAGUUUCUGUUAAUGGUGAUUCUGCAGGAUAAGGAACAUACUCCCAAGCUGAUGGGGUUUUGUGGGGACCUCUAUGUUACCGAAAGAGUUGAAUAUACCUCUCUCUAUGGAAUCAGCCUUCCAUGGAUUAUAGAACUCCUCAUUCCCUCUGGCUUCAGGAGAAGCAUGGACCAAUGGUUUACUCCAUCAUGGCCCAGAAAGGCAAAAAUAGCUAUAGGGCUUUUAGAAUUUGUGGAAGAUAUUUUCCAUGGACCUUAUGGAAACUUUCUCAUGUGUGAUACAAGUGCCAAAAACUUGGGAUAUAAUGAUAAAUAUGAUUUGAAAAUGAUGGACAUGAGAAGAGUUGUGCCAGAAAUGACUUUGAAGGAAAUAAUCAAAGACCGUCCGUGUGAAUCAGACUCGGACUGUGUUUAUGGUAUGGACUGCAGAACUCUCUGUGACCAAAGCAGAAUGAGAUGUGGCACAGAGGUGAUUCAGCCAAACCUGGCAAAAGCCUGCCAGCUGCUUAAGGACUAUCUGCUCCGUGGAGCCCCUCCUGAUGUCCACGAGGAACUAGAAAAACAACUGUACUUGUGCAUUGCCCUGAAAGUCACAGCACACCAGAUGGAAAUGGAGCAUUCCUUAAUACUCAAUAACUUAAAAACUCUACUCUGGAAGAAAAUUUCCCACACGAACGAUUCGUAGCUUCUCCACCAGCAGAAGAGAACACUGAUGCCUGCCACUGGAGGUGGCCUUACACGUUUGAUAAAAACAAUCUCUGGCGUUUUCUAAUGAUGUUUCCUACUCAGAUCUCGUGAAUGGCUCUUUAGCUCUUGCCUGUCAGUCAGUGCCCUGUAAUGGGGCUUCUCCAAGAAAGAAAAUGCCACAGAAUGAUGGAGUAGAGGCCAGAGUGCCUCUGGUGCUCCAGUGCUGUGUUAUGGAAACAAGAACCCUGCAUGCUUGGCUGUUCUGUGCUCUUUGUCAGAUCACAAACAGGAUGGAAGUGUUCACUGUGCCACGACAUCAACUGUGGAACAUCUUAAUUCUGUGGAAAUCAUCUUUCACUUGUGAAACACUUCUAAGAGAUUUUUAUCCUAAGGAGUUUUAUGAGGAACCACCACUAUUGCAAAUGACACAUCUGAGUCCCUGCUGCUGCUGUGAACAAGCUGAACUGUGAGACUGAAGUUUACCGGUACCUUGGCAUGGCAGAAUUUGCACUUAAAUGAUUUUUAAACUGUGGAAUUUUAUUAUAGAACUGACAGGUUGUAAUACGAGGCUUAAAUCAGAUUCUGUUUACACCUUGUUACCUCAUGCUUACAUCUCGAAUGUUUAAGUAGUUCAACACUUUUUAAUUAAGCCCUUGUACCGUGAACCAUCUUGGGAGCCAAGAAUUUUAUAAAUUUAUUUCCUAAAAUCAUGUAUACAAUCUAGCAGCAAUGUCAGCAUCCAUUUCAAAAAUGGUAGGUUAUUGUAAUUCAGUUGAAACUUUUACCCAAAUUAAACUGUAGCAAAUACUGGGAAGCAAGGAGUUUGUGGACUCAACAAUUAUAGGAGAGCUGAAGUUCAUUAAUUUUUAAAUUAACUUAAAAUCAAUGAAAGGUCCUGAUAUUUAAAAAAAGGAAGCUUGCAUAGUGUAGGAAUUUGCUCUGACAUGUGCAGCAAGAAACUGUUGUGGGUGAAGCCUUGACUUUCCACAUUUCACUACAGGCUGUACUGACACCCUCUCAAACUGUUGCAGGAAAGAUGUAAGCAGGAGCUAGACAGGAACUGGAUUGUUCAGCAUCAUGGAAUAUUGCUUAAAUGGGAGCCCAUGAGAUGGUAACAGUGAGGAUGAGGUGCAACAGAAGUGAGGUGGGCCCUUAAUUCAUUUUCAGCAUAGGUAAAGACAAGCUUUAUUUAUGUGUUUAAAAGGUUCUUAAUUGCUUUAGGUAUACUGUAUUAAAUGCAUUCCUUGAAUGAUGAAAGUAAAGUACAGGACCAACACAGUCACUUCUCCAUACCCUCUGUAAUAGGAUGCAGCUUGGGUUGAGUGCAUAGCGAUUAGCUUUUCAGUUUAUGAAUUACUGUGCUAAUGCCAAUUAUUGUCUCUAACCUGGCAAUCUCCUCCAACAGUGAGCUAAUAAAGCAAUUAUGUUCUUGGUGGAAAACUCUCACUGCAAUUGCUGCUAGGUUUUGGACAGGGAAGAUCACAUUGGGCAUUUUAUACAACUGGAACACAUGUUUAACAGUUUGUAACACAUGUCACAGUUUGUUGAAUGAAACCUUCAUUUUUGUUGCUGUUGCAUCAAGCUGGAGCUUUCAUUGGAAAAAAAUACAUUUUGUUUAAAAUAACUCACAGACCUCCUUUUCUCUGGCAGUAGCAGUGCUGACCCUCUGCCAGCACCUCACAGCAAAGCUAUCCUCUGUGGAGCCUGCCUGACAUGUGCUUGAACUGUGCAGCCAACCUCAGUGAAGUCCAAUGGGAAACAAAUAGGAAGUUGCCUGUGGAACUUGAUAUGUAGGAGGAAAUAAGGGCCUGUAACAAAGCAUGUAGAUGUAACUGAACAGUGAAUUCUCAUCUAUGCACUAGGUAACCUGAAUACUCUGCAUUAAGAUGGUACCUGUGUCAGUAGCAGCCAGGUCUUGGAGCCGAGUGCAUGAAAGCGCUUACUUCAGUUACUGGAGGAAGCUGAAAAGCUUCAAUGAGACAAGGAUCCCUCCAUCAGCAACAGCAAAUGUUGCCAUUUGUGUUCCCAAAAGCCUGAAGCUGCCUGUGGGCAAAGACUUUGGAAACUACUGUGGCUGCUUUUCUCUUCAGUCACACAGCUUGUCCCAUCACACCAAGCUGGAACAAAGAUGAGGAAGGACACAUAGAAGCCUUUUUAUUUUUUUUUAAAUCUCUGUGUAGUUUGAAGUAGCGAGGUUUUUUUUUUUUAUCCAGUCUUUGAUACCAAUCACACCAAAAUUAAUCAAGUUGAUUUCCCUUUCUUACGGGAAUAAUUCUUAUACAGCAGCCUUGG
Messenger RNA from Cuculus canorus (common cuckoo), 4401 nucleotides. RefSeq names its product divergent protein kinase domain 1A (gene DIPK1A). NCBI's taxonomy places the organism in Eukaryota, Metazoa, Chordata, Aves, Cuculiformes, Cuculidae. The transcript has 5 exons. The coding region runs from base 890 to 2107 and encodes 405 amino acids. The record is from RefSeq and is a predicted model, not a curated record.